This is a messenger RNA of Eremomyces bilateralis CBS 781.70, 309 nucleotides long. RefSeq lists its product as uncharacterized. The coding region runs from base 1 to 309 and encodes 102 amino acids. The record is from RefSeq and is a predicted model, not a curated record. The transcript has a single exon. Lineage: Eukaryota; Fungi; Ascomycota; Dothideomycetes; Eremomycetales; Eremomycetaceae.
AUGGCGGAAGAGUCGCCCGACUACAAAACGCUCUAUUUCGAGGAGCAGAGCCGACGACAGGAGGAACAGCGUCGAUGGCAGGAGGAACAGCGUCGAUGGCAGGAGGAACAACGUCGACGCGAAGAAGCGGAGCGGGCCCAAGAGCAGGCUGAAUUUAGCACUCGGAAAAGCACUCUACCCGAAUAUCUCGAUGCCUGCCACAAUUACCUGCAUUCCGGCCUCACCGUCCAGACCGAUGCAACCAGGUCGACACGGGGUGACCCUGCCAACGCGAACAACAAGCUUCGAGCCGAGAAGCUGCUCGAGUAG